Messenger RNA from Caenorhabditis elegans, 753 nucleotides. RefSeq lists its product as uncharacterized. The transcript is spliced from 5 exons. Bases 1 to 648 code for a protein of 215 amino acids. The record is from RefSeq and is marked reviewed. Lineage: Eukaryota; Metazoa; Nematoda; Chromadorea; Rhabditida; Rhabditidae.
AUGUUCAAUAAUUUUCCAUUUUCAAAAUUUCCGUUUAUUUCUCAAUAUUUCAAUAUAACAUCUGAGGGGUGUUCAAGCAAAAUAAUGUGCUUGUAUUCACAAAUAUCAAUUAUUCUGUUUUUAUUCUGGUCGUUAAUGUUACAACUCAUCAUUGGAACGACUUGUGUCUCUAAAAAUUCACAGAAGAGUAAGAGUUCUCGAGAAACGACGUCAUCUGAAAGAGCAUGUAAACCAGCGGCAACGUCAAAAUCUUCAUUGAUUUCUGAGAAAAGUGAGAGGAGAUUAUCGAGUGAAAAAAGUAUGAAAAAGGAGAAAAUCACAGUAAUUGAUUCUCUAAAAGUACCACGCCGGGCACCGCAAGCUCAGAGAUUUACCAAUUCUAGGAUCUCAAGUAACAAUCAAGUUUCUUUGAGAAAUUCACAGAAAUCUGAAACGGAAUCUGCAAAAACUGAAAUUAUCAAUGUACCAUUGGGAAAGGCAGCAAAAGAUGAAACAUCCAGCAACAUCCUCACGCCAGCAAACAAACAAAAAACAGACUUGCACACUGCACCAACUAGAAAAGCACAAUUCGCUGAUACUUUGAAAAGAGUUAAACGAAGAGCCACAAAGCCAGAUGAUCCGGACGAAAAAACAUCGUAUAUCCCGUGAUUGUUUGGAACUUUUUGAAGAAUUGAUUAGACUUGAGCAAAAAUAAAGUCGUUGCUUAUAAAAUUUCUUUUUUAUAGUUUUAAAUACACAGAAAUAAAAUGCAAU